AUGAUUCUUGAAGACGAAGAAAGAGUGAUAUGUCGGUACAACGAAAAUGAAGUUUUGCCAAAUGUCGAAGGAAUAGCCGUUGGUACACAAGAGUAUAGGGCGAAUAGAAGAGAAGUACAGAAUCGUGACAUCCAUCACGCCCUUCGUGUUGAUUUGGUGGAGUACAUUUAUAGGGCACAUAUUCAGCCACCGAUAGAGUUUUCUCACGAUGAUUUGGUUGACGAAUCAGACGAGGAUUAUGAUAUUUUCGUCGAGAGCAAAGAUUCCGAUGACGAGAGUGAUGUUCGGGAGAAUGAUGAAGACGAUGAGGUUGAUGACGAUGACGUUAAUUUCGAGUGA
Molecule: messenger RNA, 339 nt
Organism: Lactuca saligna
Lineage: Eukaryota; Viridiplantae; Streptophyta; Magnoliopsida; Asterales; Asteraceae
Source: the annotation of a GenBank genome assembly